Nematolebias whitei (Rio pearlfish) is the source of this 636-nucleotide messenger RNA. Its product is annotated as DIS3-like exonuclease 2. The transcript is spliced from 6 exons. Lineage: Eukaryota; Metazoa; Chordata; Actinopteri; Cyprinodontiformes; Rivulidae. Gene Ontology annotation, molecular function: RNA binding; 3'-5'-RNA exonuclease activity. Gene Ontology annotation, cellular component: exosome (RNase complex); P-body. The record is from RefSeq and is a predicted model, not a curated record. Gene Ontology annotation, biological process: miRNA catabolic process; mRNA catabolic process. Bases 31 to 636 code for a protein of 201 amino acids.
AAACUCUCUUUCACGCUGGACAAAGAAACAAUGAUGCCUCAAGGCUGCUAUAUUUACCAGUACAAAGACAGCAACAAGUUGGUGGAGGAGUUCAUGCUGCUGGCGAACAUUGCCACUGCGCACCACAUUCACCGCCGAUUCCCUGAGCUGGCUUUGCUGCGAUGCCACCCUCCUCCCAAAGUCAAGAUGCUGGAUGAGCUGCAGGAGCUGUGCAGCCAGCUGGGAAUCAACAUUGACUUUUCCUCUGCUGGAGCGCUAAAUAAAAGUCUCAAUGAUGUUGUUGGUGAUGAUGAGUAUUCCAGUGCCAGGAAAGAAGUCCUCACCCACAUGUGCUCUAGACCCAUGCAGAUGGCGCUGUACUACUGUUCAGGCAUAUUAAAGGAGGAAGAGCACUUUAAGCAUUACGCCUUGAACGUUCCGCUGUACACACACUUCACCUCCCCCAUCCGACGAUAUCCUGACAUCAUCGUCCACAGGCUGCUGGCGUCUUCACUCGAGUGUGGGCCUCUUUUAAGCCUGUCCAUGGAGGAAGUACGAAAAGUAGCAUCCCGCUGUAAUGACAAGAAGACGAUGUCCAAGAGAGUCCAUGAGCUCAGCUCAGAUCUUUUCUUUGGAGCGUUUGUCAAGGUCAUAUGA